Messenger RNA from Boleophthalmus pectinirostris (great blue-spotted mudskipper), 3115 nucleotides. Its product is annotated as zinc finger X-chromosomal protein. Gene Ontology annotation, cellular component: nucleus. Gene Ontology annotation, molecular function: DNA-binding transcription activator activity, RNA polymerase II-specific; metal ion binding; RNA polymerase II cis-regulatory region sequence-specific DNA binding. The record is from RefSeq and is a predicted model, not a curated record. NCBI's taxonomy places the organism in Eukaryota, Metazoa, Chordata, Actinopteri, Gobiiformes, Gobiidae. Gene Ontology annotation, biological process: regulation of transcription by RNA polymerase II. The transcript has 7 exons. Bases 368 to 2452 code for a protein of 694 amino acids.
GGCGCUCGGUGAUGGCCUAUACCCUGUGGUAGUAGUGCAGUAUUUCCAGCAGUUGUGCCCAUCGGUUCUUCCGCGUUUUCCUGCCCUGUUCUCCUGUGACGUGUUGUGCUGACGGCGGCCUUGGCGCUGGAGGAGCGGGGGGCUGUAGCAGGACAAGACCUGGCUCUAGACGCUUUCAGCAGAGCUCCAGAAGAAACCCAUAACCCCUCCUUCUCUGCCUCUCUGCGGCCCGCCCAAAUAACACAAAAUCCCGUCUGAAUCGUGCCCGAGUCUGGGGAAAGCAGCGGCCUGGGGAAGGACGAGGGAGAGAGGCCAUCCCUGCAGUAGGAGAAAUCUGCUCUCCAGUAACAAAUGCAGUGCGAAGACAAUGGAUGAGGAUGACACCAGGCUUUCUAUACAAUCCAGCGAGCCUAAGUUAAUACUACACGGAUCGGAUGAGGGUGGUGCCGGCGGGCAGUUUGUUGUGGAGCUUCAAGAGACUGUGUUGGUAUCAGAAGGCGAGGGGGAAGGCAUGGCGGUUCACAGGUUUGCCUCAGAGGAGCUAGUCAUCCAGGAUGCAGUUGAGGAUGUGGUUUCUGAGUAUGUACACUGCGAUGAAGAUGAAGAUGUUGCUGUAGAGACCUGUGUGAUGGCCCUAGAGGGAGACGAGGAAGGAGUAGCCAUGAGUGACAUCCCAGAGGACGGCUUGGACCCAGAACAGCAGGACGAGGACCAGGACGGCUGUGGAGACUACUUAAUGAUAUCUUUGGAUGAAGCUGGUAAAAUGGUGUCUGAAGAUGGGACAGAAGUGACAGUAGAGGGAGCUGUGGAGGAUCAUGAAGUGGAGAAGGACGAAGAUGGACAAGAAGUCAUCAAGGUGUACAUCUUUAAAGCAGAUUCUGGAGAGGACGACAUGGGUGAAUCUGUAGACAUUAGUGACAAUGAGAAUAUGGCAUUGGCUGACUCUGGACAUCCACUCAGAGAGAAAAUGGUUUACAUGUCUGUAGGCGACUCUCGACACAAUCAAGGAAACCAUGGUGCUGAUGAUGGCGAGGGUUGUGAAAAUCGUAAUGGGGCAGCAAGUGCACUGCUGCACAUUGAUGAGUCUGAUAGAACUGAUGAACUCAGUAGACAAAGGAGCAAGAAGAGGAGGUCUGAGCCACGGCAAGUGCAGACAGCUAUCAUCAUCGGGCCUUAUGGGCAACCUCUAACAGUUUAUCCAUGUAUGCUGUGUGGAAAGAAGUUCAAGUCGCGUGGGUUCCUUAAGCGGCACACCAAGAAUCACCACCAGGAUGUUCUGACCAGGAAAAAGUAUCAGUGCACAGACUGUGAUUUCACUACUAAUAAGAAGGCCAGCCUCCACAACCAUAUGGAGGUGCAUGCUCUGAGCAGCAAAGCUCCAUUUGAGUGUGAAAUAUGCGGGAAGGAGUUCCACCAGCAGUCGGCGCUUUUCACACACAGAUUGCAGCACCAAAGGGAACCCAAAAGCCAGCCACCACCUCCACCCUCCAAAUUGCACAAAUGCAAGUUUUGUGACUAUGAAACUGCUGAACAGGGGCUGCUAAAUCGCCACCUCUUGGCUGUGCAUAGUAAAAGUUUCCCUCACAUCUGUGUGGAGUGUGGUAAGGGCUUCCGUCACCCGUCAGAACUUAAAAAACACAUGCGCACACACACGGGUGAGAAGCCCUAUUCCUGUCUCUAUUGCGACUACAAAUCUGCUGAUUCGUCAAACCUUAAGACUCACAUCAAGACCAAACACAGCAAAGAAAUGCCAUUCAAGUGUGAGCGCUGUUUUCAGACUUUUGCUGAGGAGGAGGAGCUAAUCCAACAUGGACUGACUCAUGAGGAGAAUAAAACCCACCAUUGUGCCCACUGCGAUCACAAGAGUUCCAAUUCCAGUGAUUUGAAACGCCAUAUAAUUUCUGUCCACACAAAAGACUAUCCCCAUAAAUGUGCGGUGUGUGGGAAAGGCUUCCACAGGCCAUCUGAACUAAAAAAGCACUCCCUAUCCCAUCGCAGCAAGAAACUUCACCAGUGCCGACAUUGCAACUUUAAAAUAGCAGAUCCUUUUGUUCUCAGUCGCCAUAUCUUGUCUGUCCACACAAAAGAGCAACAGGCAUCUCCUGAAAAGACUGAGCCCAAGCGGCCAGAGGCAAACGCUUCAGCAGUCUCUCCUAAAAAGUCAGUGAGUGGCUCCAGUGGCUCUGGUCCUCCGGCCCGAGUGAGCGCAGCCAGCCUGGCCAGCAGUGUCACAGUAGUGAUUGGCAAAGGACAAAAGGAGAGAAGAAUUUACCAGUGCCAGUAUUGUGACUACAGCACAGGGGAUGCUUCAGGGUUCAAACGCCAUGUCAUUUCCAUCCACACAAAAGACUAUCCUCAUCGCUGCGAGAUUUGCUCCAAAGGUUUCAGACGGCCCUCAGAGAAAAACCAGCACAUUAUGCGUCAUCACAAAGAUGUAGUCCACACAGAGUGACUCAAAGCAGCCACAUGCUGUGCCACAGCUUAGAACUGUUUUAUUGUACUACACACCCACCAGGCACCAUUCAGAAAACAUCCACCUGUAUACAGUGUAGAGUGCUUGUGCUGCACUUAGUUCAUGUUCUUUUCAACUUUUGACAUUCCCAGGCUUGUAAGUCUUCAAAUGUAUACACAUGUACAUAAUUUUAGAAACCGACCCUCCCUUGGACGUGCACUUGAAACAGCAUGUCCCAUGUGGUGACAGUUGCAUGGCAGAUUGUGCAGAUGUCUUUGUAGUAGAUACACUUUUUACUUUUGUAUUCAUCAAUUUCCCUCAAAUGCAAAGUGGUAAUUGUUUGCAUCAAUAACAAGUUGCUAUGAUAUUGUUUCCAGUAGCACUUGGUCACUUGGUUAAGUAAUGGCGUGUGUUCAACUGUGCAUGUGCCCACAUUUAUGUCUGACAAUUUCUAAUGAAACAGUGGAACGGUGCAGUUCUGUAACUGCUUACUAAUCAUGUACUUCAAUUAUGCAGUAUAUUUUUUAUGGACCAGAACAAUUGCCCAAUCCUGUUGUAGUAAAAUCUUUAUAUCAAUGAGCCAGAUGGCUGUCAUAUUAACUGUUUUUAUCAAAAUAUUUUCUUAAUUUAAAUUGAACAUUAUAUAAAUCAUUUUGAAAGGUG